Entrophospora candida is the source of this 1125-nucleotide messenger RNA. NCBI's taxonomy places the organism in Eukaryota, Fungi, Glomeromycota, Glomeromycetes, Entrophosporales, Entrophosporaceae. The record is from the annotation of a GenBank genome assembly.
AUGGAUGAUUUUGAUAUAUAUAAUGAUGAUAACUUUGGUAAUAAUGAAAAUACAAGUCAAGAUGACAUAUACCCAGAUAUUUUGAAUUCAGAAGAAGCUGCCCUUGUUGGCGAAGAUGAUUUAUUUGGAGAUUUUAUGGAAGGUGAAAAGGGAUAUGAAGUUAAGUUGGAAAAUACUGAUGAGGACAAUAAAAAUCUUGGUAGUGAUAACACCAGUAUUAUUGCAACUGAAGGUCAAACACAAAACGUACAACGUGCCUCAUCAACUACUAGUAAUGGAAGCCAAACUAUGAUGGAUCGUAAAUCUGUUUCUAAUGCUACAAAUGCAUUAUACAUUGGCGAUUUAAAUUGGUGGACAACUGAUGAAGAUCUUUGUGCUGUAGCACGUGAUGUUGGAGUUUUAUCUGAAGUUAAAGAGAUUACUUUCUAUGAACAUAAAUGUUGCUUAUAUAAAAAAUGCUUAGUAAAUUUCACAAGUUCAGCAAAUGGUAAUCCUUUCAAAACUGUUCCAAAAGAACCACAAUCAAAAGCUUCUCGUCAACAACAAUCAUCAGUGCAACAAAGAUCUACAACAUCUGGAAAUUUACCAAUCCGUCCUAUUAUGAGACCAAAUGCAGCAGCUGGUGGUGGUAAUAGUGGAGGAAUGGAUUUUCAUAAUCGUAAUUCAUCAGCAGCAUUCAGAAACGGACAAAUGGUUCCGACCCCAAGAGAUUUCUUUUCACAAAAUAUGUCACCAUAUGGUACCGGUGCUUUCGGAACAGGAGCGGCAGGAGCAGGUAGAGUUGGUUAUAUGAAUGGUUUUGGUGGACCUAAUGAUGCAUCUUUUAUGAUGGCUCGUGGUAGAAUGAUGAAUGCAGCUGCGAUGCAAAAUCAAGCAGCAGCAGCAGCUAGACAAAGAAUGAUGAGUCGUGGCAUGAUGCGUGGUGCUUAUAGCGAAGAUUUCAUGGGUGGUGGUGGUAUGAGUAAUUUUGCUACACCGACAGGACCAGCAGCAGGAUAUCCUGCACCACAUUUUAAUCCAGCAUUUUUCGAUCAAGGAUUAGGAAAUGAGGAUGUACCAGUAGCACCAAGAGGACAAAGUCAAACAACUACUUCUAAUCGAUCAAUCACAAAUUUUCGUGAUUAG